CUCACAGACAUCACAUAGUAAUAGAAAAGAAAGCUCUUGAGAUCGCCUUUGUGUUAUUUAUGAUCAUAUAUAUAAAGGGUGCAAUGAUGGCAUUCCAAACCAAGUUGCAUAUAUUAUUAUUGUGCUUUAUAAUCUUUUCAUUUUCAUGCAUUGUUGCUGUGCCAAAGGAACAAGAGUUAGAUCGAAUCUCUUCUCUGCCGGGGCAGCCAUCAUCAGUGACAUUUUCUCAAUUCUCUGGUUAUGUCACUGUCAACGAGCAACAUGGCAGAGCACUCUUCUACUGGUUCACUGAAGCCACCACUUCCCCAGAUAAUAAACCUCUUGUUCUCUGGCUCAAUGGAGGACCAGGUUGCUCAUCAGUGGCAUACGGGGCAUCAGAGGAAAUUGGGCCAUUCCGAGUAAACAAAACUGGCUCUUCUCUAUACCUUAAUAAAUAUGCAUGGAAUACAGAAGCAAAUAUACUUUUUCUUGAAUCACCCGCUGGUGUUGGUUUCUCAUACACAAAUACCAGUUCUGACCUCAAAAAUUCUGGGGACAAAAGGACAGCAGCUCAGGAUGCUCUAGUUUUUCUAAUUAGAUGGAUGGCGAGAUUUCCACAAUAUAAAUAUAGAGAGUUUUACAUUGCUGGGGAGAGCUAUGCAGGGCAUUAUGUCCCCCAGUUGGCUAAGAAAAUCCAUGAUUAUAAUAAAGAAAAUCCUCAUAUCCUUAAUCUUAAAGGGUUCAUUGUGGGAAAUGCUGUGACUGAUAACUACUAUGAUGGGGUUGGAACUGUCACGUAUUGGUGGAGCCACUCUAUGAUAUCUGAUCAAUCAUACAAAUCUAUCCUCAAAUACUGUAAUUUCACUGAAGAAAAAACAUCUAAAAAAUGUGAUGAUGCUGUGAGUUAUGCAGUUAACCAUGAAUUUGGAAACAUUGAUCAGUACAAUAUCUAUACCCCUAAGUGCAUAACAUCACACAACAAUACCAUAAGGUACAUGAGGCACAAGAGUACAAUUUUACAUAGAAUUUCUGGGUAUGAUCCGUGUACUGAAGACUAUGCAGAGAAAUAUUAUAAUCGUCGUGAUGUUCAGAAAGCAAUGCAUGCAAAUGUUACAAACAUUCCUUACAAAUGGACUGCUUGCAGUGACGUGCUCAAUAAUCAUUGGAAGGAUUCUGAAGUUUCUAUAUUGCCUAUAUACAAAGAAUUAAUUGCAGCGGGUUUGAGAAUAUGGGUUUUCAGCGGAGACACAGAUUCAGUGGUUCCAGUAACUGCCACUAGGUUUUCUCUCAACCAUCUCAACCUCCCCAUUAAAACUCGUUGGUAUCCAUGGUACUCAGGUCAACAGGUAGGUGGAUGGACAGAGGUGUAUAAGGGACUAACUUUUGCAACGGUGAGAGGAGCUGGGCAUGAAGUACCACUGUUUCAGCCACAGCGAGCUUACAUACUUUUCAGGGCAUUUUUGGCAGGGAAAGAGCUACCAAAAUCUUGACAUGUCACUAUUUAAAUUUGAUAAACAAUCAUUUCACCUAAAAGCUCAAGCUGUUAGGUGAAGGUCUGUUAACAUUUUCAUCGGUUUAUCUUUUGUGCAAUUCAAUUUAAUUGGUGUCCAUAAUCCCCCGGAAUUGGUGGGUGGAGGCAGCAGCCUGGAUAGAAA
Messenger RNA from Gastrolobium bilobum, 1634 nucleotides. RefSeq names its product serine carboxypeptidase 24. The record is from RefSeq and is a predicted model, not a curated record. Gene Ontology annotation, biological process: brassinosteroid mediated signaling pathway; proteolysis. The transcript has 9 exons. NCBI's taxonomy places the organism in Eukaryota, Viridiplantae, Streptophyta, Magnoliopsida, Fabales, Fabaceae. The coding region runs from base 60 to 1469 and encodes 469 amino acids. Gene Ontology annotation, molecular function: serine-type carboxypeptidase activity.